GUAUCAAAAACUACUUCCGCUACCCUCACGUCACGUGGCCACUAUGUCCUUGAUUUGCUAAUAUUGACAUGUGAACAGCAGAAACAUGUCUUUCCCCAAAAAACCCGGCGGUAAAGCUUUGGAUGUGCUACAGGAUCUGCCGCGGAUAACGUUAGCAAAUCUGCGGCCUGAACCAGGAGCCAAGAAGCUGGGAAAACGGCGGGGCAGAGGACAGCAUGGUGGAAACAGAAGCGGCAGAGGUCAUAAAGGAGAGCGACAGAGAGGAAACCGACCUCGGCUGGGCUUCGAGGGGGGCCAGACUCCUUUCUAUUUACUUAUACCUAAAUAUGGGUUUAACGAAGGGCACAGUCGGCGUCCACAAUACCAGCCUCUGACUCUCAAACGACUCCAGUAUUUGAUUGAUCUGGGGCGAGUUGAUCCAACCCAACCCAUAGACUUGACCCAGCUUGUAAAUGGCAGAGGAGUUACGAUUCAACCUCUGAAGAGGGACUAUGGAGUCCAGCUUGUUGAUGAGGGUGCUGACAUUUUUGUUGCAAAAAUCAACAUUGAGGUUCAGAGAGCAACCGAAGGAGCCAUAGCUGCUAUUGAACGUAAUGGAGGCAUCAUCACGACCAGUUUCUACGAUCCCAUAAGUCUUGGUAUUCUCAUCAAGCCUGUGCCGUUCUUCAUGCGUGGGCAACCAAUCCCAAAGAGAAUGCUGCCUGGGGAGGAUAUGGUCCCAUACUAUACUGAUGCUGAAAACCGGGGUUACCUAGCUGAUCCGGAAAAAAUCCAGCAGGCCCGACUGGCCCUGGCACAGAAGUAUGGUUAUGUGUUACCAGACAUUUCAAAGGAUGAACUGUAUCACAUGCUGGCCACGAGGAAGGAUGUUCGACAGAUCUUCUUUGGCCUCUCUCCAGGUUGGGUCGUUAACAUGCCGGAGAAAAAGAUUCUGAAACCAACCGAUGAGAAACUAUUGAAAUAUUACAGUUCGUAAAUGUUGGAGUGUAUCACCGCAAAAAUCAGGAAAACCCUGAGCUUUGCAUGGAAAAAAAAUAUUUUAUAUGAGAAAACAGCCCUGUGUGUAUUACAAUUAAACUAAAUCUGAAAAUG
Molecule: messenger RNA, 1092 nt
Organism: Melanotaenia boesemani (Boeseman's rainbowfish)
Lineage: Eukaryota; Metazoa; Chordata; Actinopteri; Atheriniformes; Melanotaeniidae
Gene: mrpl15
Product: mitochondrial ribosomal protein L15
Exons: 5
Coding region: 86-976 (296 amino acids)
Biological process (GO): translation
Cellular component (GO): mitochondrial large ribosomal subunit
Molecular function (GO): structural constituent of ribosome
Source: RefSeq, a predicted model, not a curated record